AUGAGGGAGAUCGUUGUCAUAGGGAAACCUUGCUCCGAUGUCUCUGAGUCAGAGGCCUUGGACUAUAUCCUUGGUUAUGCAGUUGGGAACGAUGUUUCUCACCGCGACUGGCAGCUCAAGUAUGGAGAUGGACAAUGGGGAAUCGGCAAAGGCUUUGAUGGAUGGGGACCUUUCGGGCCGGGGAUCGUGAGCAACAAGGUCAUUGGAAACCCUCAAUCCCUGCGGGUAAGUACGAAGGUGAAUGGUAAGACCGUCCAGGAUGAUAUGAUUUUUGGAAUUGCGAAGUCGAUCGCAUUCCUAAGCAUAGGCACCACUUUACUUCCCGGAGACGAUAAGUACUGCCUUUCCUGCUUGAUGCAUAUAAAGCGGCCUUUGCUUACGACAGAUAGACCCUCCGGUGUUGGAAUGGGAAUGAGCCUUCAGUGCUGGCUAAAGGAUGCUGAUGUUGAUGUCUCCCUAGAGAACGUUGGAACUGUCUCAAAUACAGUGCGGUUCGACAAACCAACAGCGAAGCUCUAA
Molecule: messenger RNA, 519 nt
Organism: Pseudogymnoascus destructans
Lineage: Eukaryota; Fungi; Ascomycota; Leotiomycetes; Thelebolales; Thelebolaceae
Exons: 1
Coding region: 1-519 (172 amino acids)
Molecular function (GO): catalytic activity
Source: RefSeq, a predicted model, not a curated record